CUUCUGUUACAGAUUUCGUCCCCCUGUGCACCACGUGUCAACUACGAGCUGCCAAUCAGCACAGAGAGCCCACAGAAGCAUGUAGACACCACAGGCUCCACCAAGUCCUCCAGAAGUAGCCUGUCCCGCCGCCGCCCAUCCAGGAGCUUCAGUUUGAUGCACAACAUGGAGGACAGCUGUGAGCUGGAUCUCACCUACAUCACCGAGCGCAUCAUCUCCGUCACCUUCUCCGCAGGGACAGAAGAGGCCAACUUCUCCAGGAACCUCAAGGAGGUGGCACAUAUGCUGAAGUCCAAACAUGGGGACAACUACCUGAUCUUCAAUCUGUCUGAGAGAAGACAUGACAUCAGCAAGUUACAUUCUAAGGUGCUGGAUUUCGGGUGGCCGGACCUCCACGCCCCCGCACUGGAGAAGGUCUGCAGCAUCUGUAAAGCGAUGGACACCUGGCUGAACGCAGAUCCGCACAACGUGGUCGUCAUCCACAAUAAGGGCAACCGUGGACGGACUGGUGUGGUUGUUGCAGCGUAUAUGCAUUACAGCAAUAUAUCCGCCAG
This is a messenger RNA of Hyla sarda, 554 nucleotides long. RefSeq names its product tensin-1-like. The record is from RefSeq and is a predicted model, not a curated record. Lineage: Eukaryota; Metazoa; Chordata; Amphibia; Anura; Hylidae. Gene Ontology annotation, biological process: fibroblast migration. The annotation marks the transcript as partial. The transcript has 7 exons.